Molecule: messenger RNA, 1191 nt
Organism: Cetraspora pellucida
Lineage: Eukaryota; Fungi; Glomeromycota; Glomeromycetes; Diversisporales; Gigasporaceae
Source: the annotation of a GenBank genome assembly
AUGCUACCACCACCUCCUAAAAUAUAUAAAAGUGCUAAUGAACUUCUUCAAAAUGUUCAAGCAUUUGCUAAUUCUCAAGGAGGAGUUUAUAGAAGCUUCAGAACACAACAAAGGCAAACAAGUACUCGGUUAAUCAAUUGUCCUUGUGAGUUAAAGGCUGUUCGGCUUGAUGAGCAACUAUUAGCAAAUAUUACAGAAAUAACUUCCUCUGGCUCAUGUCCUCGGAAAAUUAUAUCAAUUAUUCGUCAAAAUAAUUCAUCAGCAUUUGUGAGGAGUAAAGAUAUUUAUAAUGCACGUAAACGACUUCGUCAACAAAAGUUAGCUGGUCAUACUCCAGUUGAAGCAUUAAUAAAUAAGUUUAAAGAGGGUGAUUACAUGUAUGAAUACAAAAUAACAGAUAGAGAGCUAGCUCUUAUGAAUGCUCUUAGAACAACCUUUUCGAAUUCAACUAAUUUGUUAUGUUUGUGGCAUAUUAAUAAAAAUAUAAUGAAGAACUGUAAAUCACAAUUCGAAGAUAAUGAAUGGCAAACCUUUCUUUUAGAAUGGAAUAAGGUCGAAGGUGUGCAUGCAACUAUUAAAACAUAUCUUUGUAUAUUAGCAGGAGAUCUUCGUGAUGUCUGUAUAAAAAUUUCUCUAGCAGUAAAAAAUCAAAAAAAAGAAAUAGAUACUAUGGCAGCAUCAGAAAAAAUCUGUUUUCCAAUUUUUGCUCAAAAUAAUUCCUUAUAUGAAAAUAUUAAGGGCAAAGUUUCAACUUUUGCCCUUAAAAAGAUGGAAGAGCAGUAUCAGAAGAUUAUACAAGAAUCUUUACCACUGUGUACUGGAUCUUUUUCGAGCACAAUGGGACUACCAUAUGCUCAUAAAAUCCAACUUCUUGAAAAUCAUCAAGGUUUAACACUUGAUGAUUUUCAUAAACAUUGGUGGAUUCAAAACUGCUCACUGAUACUACCUAUUAAGGGAAACAAUGAAUUACAACCUUUUUUGCAAGCUCUACAAGAAAGGUAUAAAGAGUGGCCAGAACAUCAGCAAGCAACUGCCCGGGAAAAAUUAAACAGCAUUAUUAAUACCUCAACAACAGUCUUGCAGAAUCCUCAAGUUGUUCGUACUAGAGGAAGACCUCCUGGUUCCUCUAAUCGCAGAACAGAUAAUUCAACCAGAAGAGAUCCUUCUGGGUUUGAAUUAAUGGAAUAUAGA